This is a messenger RNA of Labrus mixtus (cuckoo wrasse), 2900 nucleotides long. It is a transcript of the gene nup107, whose product is annotated as nucleoporin 107. The record is from RefSeq and is a predicted model, not a curated record. Gene Ontology annotation, biological process: post-transcriptional tethering of RNA polymerase II gene DNA at nuclear periphery; protein import into nucleus; regulation of DNA-templated transcription. The transcript is spliced from 26 exons. Bases 66 to 2792 code for a protein of 908 amino acids. Gene Ontology annotation, molecular function: structural constituent of nuclear pore. Gene Ontology annotation, cellular component: nuclear pore; nuclear pore outer ring. Lineage: Eukaryota; Metazoa; Chordata; Actinopteri; Labriformes; Labridae.
AAGAAGACGAAGAAGAAGAAGAAAGUAGUCAAGCCUCGUGAAGCGGGAAUUGACAGCUUGCUACCAUGGACUGGGGGCAGAGUGAGCUGCCGUCUCCGGUCGUCCGAGAUGAUGAGGUGACGGUCGCUGCCCGCAGGAGGAGGAAGAAGGUGGCCUUCCCGUCCCCCGGCAGCGGCAGCCCCGUCAUGUCCACAGUGACACCAGCCCGCUCCCUGCUCAGGAACACUCCUGCUUCACUGUACAGACAGGCUGUAACUCCCAGGGUUCCAGAUGUGUCUGCCAUUUUGGCUCCGGGAGGACGAACGCCUCGAUACACGCACACACCCAGGACGGCACUCAGCAGUAUGAAUCUGGACGACAGUGAUUGGACCAACAGCAUGUACACCUCCCCCGUCUCUGGACUGGAGAACACCAGCUUCUUCACGGAUGACAUCGCCAACCUGAGCUCGGCGCUGCUGAAGGAGGACGAUCCAGGCGAGGCCGCGGCUGCCAGUCUUUUCCCAGAGUUCCUCAGUUCCUUUCUGAAACACUCUUCGUCUGCCGUCUUCGAGCUGCUUGAGGAUUACCAGAAUCUUUGCCAGGACAAGGUGGACGUGCUUCAGUCUGUGGUCCUCAGAGCGGGGCAGAACAGUAAAACAGCAGGAGUCCGCUGGCUGCUGCAGCAGGAGAACUGCUCCUGGAGACUCAUCACCUCCUUGUACAGGGAUCGAGUGCAGUUGGCGAUGGAGGAUGAUAUGAUGACAGACAUGGUGGUUCCAAGUGAGAGUGAGAAGGUCGUGGUGGAGCAGCUUUUUCAGCGGGACUCCGUCAUAAGACAGAGUCAGCUGGUCGUCGAUUGGCUGGAGAGCAUCGCCAAAGAUCAGAUUGGAGAUUUUUCAGAUAACAUCGAAUACUACGCCAAAAACGUCUGCUGGGAGAACACCCUCCACGCGCUGAAGCUGAGGAGGAAGAGCGGGUCUGCCUUCACUGUUCCUCUGGUCACUGAGCUGGACCCAGACGCUCCUCUCCGGCAGCAGCGCCCCCUGGCUGACCUGGACAGAGAGGACGACGCUCGACUGCUGAAAAACCUGUUCUCACUCAUCAGAGCCGGGAUGACCGAGGAGGCUCAGAGGCUGUGUAAGCGCUGUGGUCAGGCUUGGAGAGCAGCAACUCUGGAAGGGUGGAAACUCUACCACGAUCCAAACAUGAACUCGGGCAGCCUCGAGCUGCAGCCUGUGGAGGGAAACCCUCAAAGAGGAAUCUGGAAAGCCUGCUGCUGGAGAAUGGCUGAAGAGGAGCAGUUAAACAGAUAUGAGAGAGCGAUCUAUGCCAGCCUGAGUGGAAACCUCAAACCGCUUCUAGCCGUGUGUGAAUCAUGGGAGGACUGCGUGUGGGCGCACUUCAGAGUGAUGGUGGACUCACUGGUGGAAAAAGAUCUGAUGUCGUCGGGUAUGGCCCACCAGGAAGUGGAGACGCUGCCCCAAGUAUACCUGGAGGCCAACUGGACCAUGGAAAAGGUGUUUGAGGAACUCCAAGCCUCAGAGUUAAAGAGGGUGUUGGAGGAGACAAAAGAGCAUUACCACGUCAUCCAGAAGUUUGUCAUCCUUGGAGACCUGGACAGUCUAACGGAAGAGUUUGCUGAUUGGCUGACGGCCUCUAAGCCCCUCCCUUCACACCUGCUGCGUUUCAUGACUCACCUCUUGCUGUUUUUCCGCUCUCUGGGUUUGGCGCUGAAGGAGGAGGUGUGUGUGGAUGUGCUGAAGGCGUACGUCUCCCUUCUGAUUCGGGAUCAGCAGACCGAACUUGUGGCGAGCUACGUUAGCCAGCUACCUUCCGAGCUUGCCACCGCUCAGUACGCUGCCUUCCUGGAGACGGUGAACCAGCCCGAGCUCCGCCCCCGCUGCCUGCAGCUCGCUACCGAUGCAGGUCUGGAUGUUGCUGCGAUUACCAAGCUGGUGGUGGAGACGGUGAGGGAGAGAGAUGAAACUGAGUUUACUCAUCACAGCCAGACUCUGGAGACGGCAACCACAAAGGAGGACCUAAGGAAGAUCGACGUUAUCGAUUGGCUGCUCUUUGACCCCGCCCAUCGAGCCGAGGCCCUGAAACAGUCCAACGCCAUCAUGAGGAAGUUUCUUGCUUUGCAGAAACACGACGCAUCCAAGGCGGUGUUCUCUAAAGUUCCAGAGGAUUCAAUGAAGGAGAUUUACUGCCAGUGGUCAGGUGUUGGUCAGCCCACGCCCCCACAUGCGGAGGACGAGAACGCCAUCCGAGAACACCUGUGUAUCAGAGCCUACCUGGAAGCUCAUGAGGCGUUCACUGACUGGUUCAGCCACAGCAGCUCUGCACCCCAGAAACCAGCGCCAGCCCCUGAGGCCAAAUUCACAGAGAGAGUAGCCAACGAGAUGAGAGAGAAGGAGUACCAGGCCUCACUCUCUGCAUGGUCGUGUCGUCGCGACGUUCUGACUGAAGACGUGAAAGAGAGGAUCUACAACGUGCUGCUGUUUGUAGACGGGGGAUGGAUGAUCGACAACAGACAGGACUCAGAGCCGGAUUCAGAGCGCAGCCACCAGAUGGCGUCAUUACGAUCUCUGUGUCUGCCUCGCCUCAGUUUUUUGCUGCUCAGCGUGCUGCAGAACUCCUCCAGACACCAGGAGGCGCUGCGGCUCGCUGACAUCAUCUCAUCCGACCAGCACCGACUCUAUCAGGUUUUCUCUAAAGAGGAGCUGAGGAGGUUUCUGCAGAAGUUAAGGGAGUCGUCGCUCGCUCUGUUGGACCGAGGUCUUGACCCUCUGGGCUACGAGUUACAGCCCUGAACACACACACACACACACACACACGCACAGAGCAGUGUUUGAAUCUUUGUGCUCUUUUCCUUUUCUUAUUGUGUCUUUAAUGCAAAAUAAAAGUUAGUUUUUCCUGUA